This is a messenger RNA of Andrographis paniculata, 3061 nucleotides long. RefSeq lists its product as uncharacterized. The coding region runs from base 141 to 2834 and encodes 897 amino acids. The record is from RefSeq and is a predicted model, not a curated record. Lineage: Eukaryota; Viridiplantae; Streptophyta; Magnoliopsida; Lamiales; Acanthaceae. The transcript is spliced from 13 exons. Gene Ontology annotation, molecular function: protein binding.
AAUCAGUGCACUGUGACAAGAAAUGUCGAAAACGCUCCUUUCUCUCGACUCGCAUGGCAUGCAUCCGAAUUGAAUCGCCCAAUUUUCGCAAUCUCAAUUGAAUUUCCGUCUGUGUAUGCUACCAAUCGUAUUUACGUGCUAUGGAACCUCUUCCAGCCCAGCUAUUGGCAUCAUCGCCGCCGCAGCGCUACUCUAUGAGGCGAUACAAUCACCGGAACAACCGCGGGGAGGGCGGGGGACCCGUGGAAAUGACGAAAGAGCCUUUGCACUCUGAAGGCGGUGACGGAAGCGCCACCGAAGAGAGGCGAGGAGGAGGCGAGGUGCGCCGCGCAACAAUCGAUUGCAACCUCGCGUCGCUGUGCGAUCACAUUCAAUUGGAAGGGUUUAAUUUUGGAGUCUUCUCCGACGUAGUCUUGAAUGCCAUGGGGUCGAGUUAUUAUCUCCAUCGCCUUAUACUUUCUCGGAGUUCUUACUUCCGGAACAUGCUUCAGGGGCCAUGGAAAGAAGCCAAUGCUCCAGUCUUGACCUUGCACGUAGAUGAUAACAACGUAAAUGUUGAAGCAAUGAAGAUAGCUUUGGCUUAUCUUUAUGGACAUUAUCCAAAGCUUAAUGAUGCUAAUGCAUUUCGAGUUUUAGCUGCUGCAUCUUUUCUUGACCUUCAGGAUUUGUGCACGAUCUGCACAGACUUCAUCAUAGCCAACCUGUGGUCUUCAAACUUCUUGACAUAUCAAGUAUUUGCUGAGGGCCAAGAUUACGGCACACAUGGAGAACGUGUUAGAAAUGCUUGCUGGGGAUAUCUCUGCCAAAGUGGUGCUCGAGAAUUGAAAGAGGUGCUUCCUAAACUUUCUGCCCAAACAUUACUAGCUUUACUUACAUCUGAUGAACUAUGGGUACCCAGUGAAGAGAGACGGUUUGAACUCGCACUAUACUCUUUUCUUGCAAAAUGUGCACUUUACAAAGCAGAAGAUCAUGAGCAAGGAAGUUCAAGUUGUGAAGAUGCAUCAAGCAGCCAUUCUGAUUCUUCCAAAGCAAACAGGAAACAUUUGCGAGAAGAAAGCGCGAACAAAACACUAAAAACUGAACAAGGGCACCCAAAAUCAAAAGAUGAGGUUGAAGGCCAUGAUACUGCUCGUAAUAUCUUGAUUGAGCUUGCAAACUCUGUUGUGGAUUCUCAUUCUGAUGUUCCCAACAUCAACAGAACCCAAAAAACCUGCUGUGAAUCCACUUUGGAGUCAAGAUACAAUUGUAACACUGAAAGAUCUUCAGAAAGUCAUAUGUUUUGCACAGAUAACCUUAAUGCCUCAGGUUCUCAUCAUAACGUACAUGUUGGUGCUGGAAUGAGUGGAUUGGAAAACAAAGGUUUCAACUUUGAGGGUCCAUCCGAUGAGGAUUCUUGCUAUGAAGUGAACACUAGUUGGCCUUCGGGAGAGCAAAUGCACGGCAUGUCAGUGAACUCUUCCAGUAAUUUCCUAAUGUCCACUGAAUUUGAAAGAAGCAACACGUCGCCUCCAACAUGGGGUGGUAGGAUUGUUGGUAGAAGACAGUUGAAAACUUGCCCAACACGGCAAUGUGGAAUGAGCCGAGAAGAAUAUGAUUCUUUUGUAAAUAUUUUUGAAGGGGGUUCUCUUCUGUAUUGUAACAUGACGUUUGAAGCCCUCUUGAAUGUUCGAAAACAUCUUGAAGAAAUGGGCUUCCCCUGCAAAGCAGUGAAUGACGGUCUGUGGUUGCAGAUGCUCUUAAGCCAGAGGGUGCAGGAAAUCGGUGCAGACACGUGCAAGAACUGCAGUCACAUGAAUAUCGUAUGUGUGUGUAGACAGCAAUUUGGGUAUUCCAAUGGAGUUACAGCUGCUGGAUACUAUGUGGCAGAUAACGAACAUGGAAGUUUGCCCUCCAAUGAUAUAGGGCAUGCUUAUGUCACCACUUCUGCUCCACCAGAUAGAAAUGCCCCCCCUAGGCCAGUUCGUGUCCAUGAUAGGGGCCCUAUUGAUGGCCUAGCUGGCAUUGGACGUGGGAACACAUUCGUACCUACACCUGCAUGGCCACCAACUCGUUACGUCUUUUCUCGUGUUCCAUUUGGUAUUGGGAGCCGAAGCAAUCAGCAGCCACCUUCUAAUGAUGAUGCUGAAAACAGAGCUGAAAACAACAGUGACCUUGCAGGGGAUGGGUUGACAGCCUUGUUUGGGCUCAGUCAGGGAUCAAAUGAUGCAGCUAAUGUGCACGUCGUUGAAAUGGGAAGAGAAGAUGAUUCAGGCCCACAGAGUAGGCUUUCAAGAUCCUUCAGUCCUGGAUCGAGUGCCAUUGGUGUUCCUGUGCAAGUGAUAGACUCAUCUGAGCAGGCCAUGGGUAUUGAGUGGCAAAAUGCUAACAGCUCUAUAUCACUGGACCUGAAGACACCUUUGAGUCACUUUCCUCCCUUUCGCUUUGCGGUUGAGUUUCAGGAUGUGCACAGAUUGAGCGAUGGCCAAGUUAAGCACUCUCCUGAAGCAUUUUACGCUGGUUCCUUAUGGAAGGUUACUGUUCAGGCUUUUAGUGAUGAAGAUCUUCAAGGACGUCGAACUCUUGGGCUGUUUCUUCAUAGGCGGAAGGCAGAGAUCUGUGAUCCACUGAGGAAGGUUCAGUAUGUCGACUCCAGGGAAAAGGUUACUGCUCGAUAUCAGUUGAUAUGUCCAUCAAAACGCGAAGUGAUGGUUUUCGGAAGCUAUAAGCAAACAGGCACACUUCUCCCAAAAGCCCCCAAGGGAUGGGGCUGGCGAACAGCCUUGUUAUUCGAUGAACUUGGCGAUCUUCUACAGAAUGGUGCCCUUCGAGUUGCUGCUGUCGUUCAGCUUAUCUGAUCACUUCUCCGAGGAAUUGAAGCUGAACCUGAUUUUUGCUACCUGAGUCAUAUGAACAGUUAGAUCUACCCCCUACCCUACCCCUUAAGUCAUAUGUUGUGUUUUACAUGUUCAUCUCAAGUACAUACAUAAUUCCUACUGAUUUUGCAAUGUUUUCCCAAAGUAUGUACAUAAUCAUAUUACUCAUCAAAAUGAUUUCUAUCCAACACUAGAUUUUGGGGAGGCAA